UGCGUGACAGAGCGACGUUCUUCUUGAAGAUCAUGGAAGACGGAGAAACUGCAGAGAAAUACGUCAAAGAUGAUGCAACUUACUCCCUCGGAGUUUUAGAACGCCAACUAGUUCAAUACGUUUCAUCUCCAGACUCGACAAGUAAACCGUUCGAUAUUUCAUCAGUUCCUGUAAUCACCAAAGCCCAAGCUGAGGCCGAAUCUCUCAGAGAGCGUUCCACAGACAUUGCUACUAUUCAAACUAUUGGUACUACAACAUCUGUUCUACCUGGCCCGACCGCUGCGCCCACCGUUGUAGCUGAUAGAAACGUAACGCCCACACCGAACGUCGAUCAGCAGCAACUAUAUGCGCAGCAGUUAGAGAAGGUCCCGGAGAUUGCUGCAUUUGGGCACUUGUUUAAGAGUAGUACAAAGCCUGUCGAAUUGACUGAAAGUGAGACCGAAUAU
This is a messenger RNA of Paraglomus occultum, 446 nucleotides long. The record is from the annotation of a GenBank genome assembly. Lineage: Eukaryota; Fungi; Glomeromycota; Glomeromycetes; Paraglomerales; Paraglomeraceae.